CGAAUCCCUGUAAAAAUAAGAACCUUGUCGCGGAAGUGUAAAAAAACGAAACGAAACGAUUGGCGUGAUCAUUUUCUGCGAAUCAUAAUGAUGGUUUAAGAAUCUGUUCGAAAUAAGGAUAACCAUAACGAGCAAUGAAAGCAUCUCUAUGCUACUGCAAUAGGUAAAUAUCAGGUAUGUAGGAAAAUCACAUCACCCCAGCAGCUGAUGGGCUAAGAUGGCCGCGUGCGAUACAAACAAAUAAUGGCGAGAGGUCCACAAAGUUCGCGGGAAUAAUGCGGGUGAACGUGCCCGAUCUACGGUGGGAAUCCAGAUGCACAUGAAAAUGGCGUAUGCUUCGCGUAAUGCGAAAUAUUUGACUGAUAUUCAAUCCAACAUGACUGGUUACACGUAUCCUGGACAUGCUCCACCUCUGGGAUCCCAUAAUCAGCAAACAGAUGAAAACAGGAACGAGAAUAGCUGUGGGAAUAAGGAACUCUGUCAGCAGAAUAAUCAAAACAAUACACAGCAAUCAUCUGGAACGCAAACCGUUCAAAAAGUAGACGCUGCUACAAUGACCGAUCCGUUGCAGAUCGACUUUAGACUGACUUCUGAGUACUUGGCACGAUGUUCAAGCACCUUAGGUUUGCCUUAUGUUUUCAAAUAUGAAGAUAAUAGCAACAACUCUUCUCAUAACUUUCAAAAUGUUCGGCCAAAGUUGGAAUUUGAGGUCGAGCCGCAGCACAUUAACGGUAUGCUAGUAUACCAUUGCCCAGAGUGUGCGUACAGGUUCGAAAACCGAGAUGCGCUGCACGAGCAUCUAGAAGAUCACAGGCAACGGCCACAUAUCUGUGAUAUUUGUGGAGCAAGUUUGAAGCGCAAGGAGCAUCUGGAUCGUCACAAGCAAGGUCACAACAAAGACCGGCCUUAUCAGUGCUCGAUGUGCUGUAAGGCUUUCAAACGUAAUGAACAUCUUGCUCGACACAUGAUCAUUCAUUCAGGUAGUAAAAAUCAAAUUUGUACAGAAUGUGGUAAGGCGUUCUAUAGAAAAGACCACCUUAAGAAACAUCUGCAAAGUCACAGCGGUAAUAGAAAUAAGAGCAACUCGAGUAAUUCGCAAAAUAAUCAAAAUGCCCAGAAUUCAAACGAAGAGGGACUAAGCAAUUUUGCAAUGAUGAUGAGACAAGCUGGACCACCACCGUUUUCUAUUUUGCGCACUUAGCUGUGACUAGAUCGCUUUCGUUCAUUAAUGACAUAGUUUACCUAGAAUUCAUUACUUUUAAUUGAAUGAUUUUUCUUUUUUCGCUAUGAUUGAUGACUUUUCACCCUUUUUUCAUCGUUUUUUUUUUUCUUACUAUAAGAAUUCAACCAUGGUGCUGAAUACUAUUUGAAAUAAAUAAGAUUAUUCUCGUUUACUGUAUUUGAGUGUGAUAAAAUUAAGUAAUCAGGGAAUUUGAAGAAAACGCACUAAAGGUACCA
Messenger RNA from Diprion similis, 1458 nucleotides. RefSeq names its product gastrula zinc finger protein XlCGF53.1-like. Gene Ontology annotation, cellular component: nucleus. Gene Ontology annotation, molecular function: DNA-binding transcription factor activity, RNA polymerase II-specific; RNA polymerase II cis-regulatory region sequence-specific DNA binding. NCBI's taxonomy places the organism in Eukaryota, Metazoa, Arthropoda, Insecta, Hymenoptera, Diprionidae. Gene Ontology annotation, biological process: regulation of transcription by RNA polymerase II. Bases 314 to 1201 code for a protein of 295 amino acids. The record is from RefSeq and is a predicted model, not a curated record. The transcript is spliced from 3 exons.